GCGACACCUUCAAAGGCCAGCCCUUCUUCCUUAGAAGCGCCGAAGACUAUCGAGAAAGUUUGCAGAGUGUCCCCAGAGCGGAUUUUGGAUUGAGUGAAGAAAGACAUUCGUGGACUGUCCAGAUUGUAGACCACCAAACAGAUCAACACCUAGAAUGGCCACGGCAAGCACCUCUGGACAAAGUCCCUUUGGGCUGGGCAGGAAGAAGAGGGCCCCUGGUCUCCUGGAUCAGAUUGGCAGGUUCUUUGGAGGAGACAAAAAGAAAAAGGGAAAGAGACCCCAGCACUCUUCCACUCGUCGUCAUGGAGAAGUCAACCCUGUGGUGCAUUUCUUCAGGAGCUUGGGGUCUUCUUCUCGUCCCAAGUCGAGGUGGAGAGAAAUGUUGGGUCUGGCUUCCCCGUCAACGCAUGGCUCGGAUAGCAUUAGAUCGCCUCACAGACGCAGAAGGGAACAGAACACACUCUCCAGAAUCUUCAACCUGGGAGAAAGCCGAUCUCGCUCUCCACCCAAACGCUGGAGCACCAUCUUCUGAGCCCUUCCCCGACCAGAAAAACACCAAGAUGGAAGAGAGUGAAAUGGAUGAAAAGCAAAACCUUGGGAGGGAGGAUCUCUGCCCUUUAUACUCACAAGUCGCAGCAAGUUUAACAGACUAACAUUAGCUAUCUUCGCUUCCUAGAUAGAUAUGCAAUCUAAGUAUUUGUUGUUACAUGCCUGCAGGGUUUUAUAAGCAUGUGUGGACUGUAUGUGUGCAAAACUGCUGCAAUAAUUGUCAGUGGUCAGGAGAUGUGAUAUUUGGAUGACUAGUUGCUAUAUUGAAAGUCUCCCUGCAAAAUUUAGUUCAAAGAAGAACAUCAUACCUCAGAAAUGCAGAUUAACCAUGAUUAUUAUUGUUUGAUUAUUAGUCUUAAUUGACCGAACUAGACA
Messenger RNA from Carassius carassius (crucian carp), 924 nucleotides. RefSeq names its product myelin basic protein-like. Gene Ontology annotation, molecular function: structural constituent of myelin sheath. Gene Ontology annotation, biological process: myelination. NCBI's taxonomy places the organism in Eukaryota, Metazoa, Chordata, Actinopteri, Cypriniformes, Cyprinidae. The transcript has 6 exons. Bases 155 to 532 code for a protein of 125 amino acids. The record is from RefSeq and is a predicted model, not a curated record. Gene Ontology annotation, cellular component: cell periphery; internode region of axon; neuronal cell body.